Lachancea dasiensis is the source of this 588-nucleotide messenger RNA. Lineage: Eukaryota; Fungi; Ascomycota; Saccharomycetes; Saccharomycetales; Saccharomycetaceae. The record is from the annotation of a GenBank genome assembly.
AUGAGUGACAUUAGUUCUAGUGACCUGGGUUCCAGGUCUCGAACUGCUAGUAUCGACUCGCAAAUGUUUGCCAUUCCGGAUGACACGGAAGAAUCCAGGUGGCAGCUUUCGGAGAGUAGCAGCAGUGGCCGGGAAGAUGAAGAUAGCUCUAGCGAAGAAGGUGACGAACAGACUAGCGAGAUGUUAGAAUUGGAUCGAGUUGGACAAGAAACCAGUCAUACAUUUACUAUGGGGCAGUUGGAAACACCAUUGUUCGACAUUUCCAAAUACAUAUUUCAGUCGCUUUCACAGGCCCUUAAUACGGCGGACUUCUCUCAGGCCAUUGCCGUCCAAACAAGAACCUCAGGUUUGAUCAAUUCCAAAAGCAGAGAACUUCAGAAACUCGUGAGCACACUUCAAGAAAAGCUAGAGCACUUUGAAGUGCGCUUUGCUCAGGGAGCACGUACGUCUAAUCGCAUUUCCAAGAAUUUGGGGCAGUGUGCGACCCAAAUCGAAAAGAUCAACAGGGUGUUCCAACGAGAAUACCCAAUUGAAUUUAACCAGGUUCGAGAAGAGGUCUUAGAAAGAAAAGGUUCUAGUAUUCAUUAG